Messenger RNA from Setaria italica (foxtail millet), 1054 nucleotides. Its product is annotated as auxin-responsive protein SAUR32. Gene Ontology annotation, biological process: response to auxin. Lineage: Eukaryota; Viridiplantae; Streptophyta; Magnoliopsida; Poales; Poaceae. Bases 318 to 698 code for a protein of 126 amino acids. The record is from RefSeq and is a predicted model, not a curated record. The transcript has a single exon.
CGUCCCCCAACCUCCCUCGCUCUUGACAUCGCAGCUCUCUCGAUCGCAAGCUCCACCGCAAGGCGAACCCACCCCGUAUCGUAGUCGAGAAGAAGAAGACAAAGUGGAGUAGGCCAUGUCCAACGUGCCCACCUCCCUCCGCGACUCCUCCCUCACCGUCUUCCGCCUCGCCAUCUCCAGCUCCGACCCCUGGCCCUUCUCUUCCUCCUGCCUCUAGCCACGAGCCUCCCCCUCAGCUUAGCCUCCUCUUCUUGAAUCUUGAUCAGCAACCAACCGAGCAGCUCCUUCUCGAUCUGGCCUGCCUGGCGGCCAUCAUCAUGCACGGCAAGCAGCAGCAGCAGCAGCAGCAGAUGGUGCCGGUGGCGCCCAAGGGGUGCGUGACGGUGCGGGUGGGCGCGGAGGGGGAGGAGCAGCGCCGCUUCGCCGUCCCGCUUGGCCACCUCAAGCACCCGCUCUUCGGCGCGCUGCUGGAGGAGGCCGAGCGCGAGUACGGCUUCCGCCACCAGGGCGCCAUCGCCAUCCCCUGCCGCGUCGACCGCUUCGUCCAGGUCGAGCACCUCAUCGACCAGGACCUCCACGGCAGCUGCGCGCAGCACCUCGUCGACCUCGACAGCGCCGCCGCCCCGCCGCACCACCACCACCACCACCACCACCACCACCUGCACCUGCCGCGCUUCGUCGGCUGCUUCCGCGCCUGAUCAAUCGGUCGAGGUGUCUCCUUUGUGCUGGUUGAUUAGCUUUCGGUUUGGCUCGUCCUCCGUUCUCUCUCGCCUUGGUUUGUGGGGGUUGAUGAUGCGAUUGGUUUGAAGCUUUGUGGCGAGAAGAGAGCCCAUGGAGGGCGAUGCAUCUAGAUGUUGACGAUGACGAAAAAUUGUGAUGAUGAACACAAUCAAUUGUAAAGAUCUAGAGAGAUCCUGUUGAUCUUUAGCCUUAGCUUUUUUUUCUUUCCUUUGCUUAUACGUCAAUAUAUACUUUGCUAUAAUAUGCUCUGCGAAAGUGGUUUUGUUCGUGUAAAUUAUAAAGAUUAAUUUUCUGAAUAUAUGGCCUUGCUAAA